AUGGCGGCGCUGAGGUUCCCGCUGCCGUUCCUGGCUUUUUCCGCCAUCGCUGCGGGGAUCGGGGCCGUACCCGGGGCCGGAACGGCGGCGCUCGGCCGCGCUUUCCGGGGGACGGCGGCGCUGCGGCGCUGCCAUGGCCGCGUCCCCUGCCCGGCGGCGCCGCUGGGAACGGGCUCGGUGCUCCCCGGCCCCGCGUCCCCACAAGGCACGGGCACCCUCAGAAGAGGCCCCGGCUCUCCGCUCCUCGGUUGGGCUCUGGGCGGCCGGGACGGAUCGGUGCCGGGCAGGACGGGCUCUCCGCGGGUCGGUGAGGGCAGGACGGGCUCUCCGCGGGUUGUGCCGGGCAGGACGGGCUCUCCGCGGGUCGGUGAGGGCAGGACGGGCUCUCCGCGGGUUGUGCCGGGCAGGACGGGCUCUCCGCGGGUCGGUGAGGGCAGGACGGGCUCUCCGCGGGUUGUGCCGGGCAGGACGGGCUCUCCGCGGGUCGGUGAGGGCAGGACGGGCUCUCCGCGGGUUGUGCCGGGCAGGACGGGCUCUCCGCGGGUCGGUGAGGGCAGGACGGGCUCUCCGCGGGUUGUGCCGGGCAGGACGGGCUCUCCGCGGGUCGGUGAGGGCAGGACGGGCUCUCCGCGGGUUGUGCCGGGCAGGACGGGCUCUCCGCGGGUCGGUGAGGGCAGGACGGGCUCUCCGCGGGUUGUGCCGGGCAGGACGGGCUCUCCGCGGGUCGGUGAGGGCAGGACGGGCUCUCCGCGGGUUGUGCCGGGCAGGACGGGCUCUCCGCGGGUCGGUGAGGGCAGGACGGGCUCUCCGCGGGUUGUGCCGGGCAGGACGGGCUCUCCGCGGGUCGGUGAGGGCAGGACGGGCUCUCCGCGGGUUGUGCCGGGCAGGACGGGCUCUCCGCGGGUCGGUGAGGGCAGGACGGGCUCUCCGCGGGUUGUGCCGGGCAGGACGGGCUCUCCGCGGGUCGGUGAGGGCAGGACGGGCUCUCCGCGGGUUGUGCCGGGCAGGACGGGCUCUCCGCGGGUCGGUGAGGGCAGGACGGGCUCUCCGCGGGUUGUGCCGGGCAGGACGGGCUCUCCGCGGGUCGGUGAGGGCAGGACGGGCUCUCCGCGGGUUGUGCCGGGCAGGACGGGCUCUCCGCGGGUCGGUGAGGGCAGGACGGGCUCUCCGCGGGUUGUGCCGGGCAGGACGGGCUCUCCGCGGGUCGGUGAGGGCAGGACGGGCUCUCCGCGGGUUGUGCCGGGCAGGACGGGCUCUCCGCGGGUCGGUGAGGGCAGGACGGGCUCUCCGCGGGUUGUGCCGGGCAGGACGGGCUCUCCGCGGGUUGUACCGGGCAGGACGGGCUCUCCGCGGGUUGUGCCGGGCAGGACGGGCUCUCCGCGGGUGGGGGGGGGGGGGGGGGGGGGGGGGGGGGGGGGGGGGGGGGGGGGGGGGGGGGGCUUCUCCCCCGCCCCUUCUCAAUAA
Messenger RNA from Ficedula albicollis (Collared flycatcher), 1464 nucleotides. Its product is annotated as translation initiation factor IF-2-like. Lineage: Eukaryota; Metazoa; Chordata; Aves; Passeriformes; Muscicapidae. The transcript has 3 exons. The record is from RefSeq and is a predicted model, not a curated record. The coding region runs from base 1 to 1464 and encodes 487 amino acids.